Molecule: messenger RNA, 1751 nt
Organism: Drosophila innubila
Lineage: Eukaryota; Metazoa; Arthropoda; Insecta; Diptera; Drosophilidae
Gene: meso18E
Product: nucleomorphin
Exons: 4
Coding region: 39-1727 (562 amino acids)
Source: RefSeq, a predicted model, not a curated record
AAAACAAAGCAAAGUUGCUGACUUAAACAAAUUUUCAAAUGGAGACUAAGAACCCGCCCACUGUGACGAGCAGCUAUCACCACCAGAGGGCGCCACGUACGCCGGAGAGCUACUUCAAUGUGCCGGAGUCGGUGGCGCUACUGAACAUUGUGAAAUCGGAGCGGAUACAAAGUGCGUUCCAAUCGAAUCGGAAGAAUCAUGCGAGUGUAUGGGAAAUGGUAGCCGAGGUGCUGAACCGGUUCAGUGCGCGAAAACGUACCGCUAAGCAGUGUUGCAAUCGCUAUGAGAAUCUCAAGAAGAUUUACACACAACUCAAGAAGAAUCCGGAGCGACAUGUGCGCCGAAAUUGGCCAUAUAUGUUUCUCUUUAAGGAGAUUGAGGAACAGCGUGGAGAAUGCUGGGGAUCGAUUGGGAAGAGAUUAUCGGUCAUAUCGAAAAAUCACAAUGAAUUAUCCUAUUAUCAGAGACGUCGUCAGGCGGCCGAAUUGGGUGUACUGCUCAACAAGGAUAAUCUGACGCCCCAUCAGCACAGUCUACUGCAGAGUCUACAGAGUCACGCUCACUCCACGGACUCCUCCCAAAGUGGUGCCAGUAAAUUGGAACGAUUUCUGCCCAAUCAUUUUGUGGAGACGCAAUUAAGUGAAGGGCCCUGUACAAAUAAUGGAGGUACCGGAGCAACGGGUGUCGGCGUCGGAGCCGGAAUUGGCGUCAUUCCCAGCGCUGUCUAUGAGGAUAAUCCGCUCCAGCAAGUGGCAGGAGCGAUGGCAGCUGCUGCCGCUUCAAUUGCGGCACAAUUGAGACAGGAACAACCGCAGAACAACGGCAACAACAACCACAACAACAGUUCCAUCCACAAUGAGGAUCAGUCACAACACAAUCUGAGUCUAAAUCACAAUUUAAAUCACAAUCACAGUGCUGCAUUUAAGGAUCAUCCACAUGGCAUCCAUGAGCCUCCUGAGCCGACAGACUUUGACAAGGACUGCAAUGGAGCCCUCAAUUUGCACCACAAUCACCACCACAAUCACAGCCACAAUCUUAACCACAACAACAGCAGCAACAACAACGACAACAACAUCUCCAUGAAAUCCGAGCCGCUUUCCGAAGGUGAAUUUAAUCCGGACGACAUUCAACUAAUGCAGACCAAUUAUAAUGGGGCACAGAAUUUUUACUCGCCCAGCAUAGAUCAAAACAUACUGCAUCCGGAUGUGAUUGUGGACACGGAUAAUUUGUCCGAUUGCAGCUCAACGGGCUCGUUGAAGAGCGGCAAACGAAAUCUGUCCACAUCCACAGAUGGCGAUAGUACCAACUAUGAACUGAUCGAGUAUCUGAAGCGACGGGAGAAACGUGAUGAGGAGCUCUUAAAGCGCAUGGAUGCACGGGAGGAGCGUCUAAUGAAUCUUCUGGAGCGCACAGUCUUCGCCAUUGAGACACUCGCCGCUUCCAAAGCAACAACAACAGCAACAACAACCACAAGCAAUAUAGACUCCUCCACAGUCGCCUCCACAGCAUUGCCAAUUGUUCCAGCUACAGAAUCAGCCCAAAAUCAACCUAUAGAUCCUACACAAUCUCAAACAGAAUCCCCAUCAGAUCUUCCUCCAGAGAAUCCAGUUGCAGAUACAGAUACAGAUCUAGAUACAGAUAUAGAUACAGACGCUGUUGUUGUUGUUGUGCCCGAUGAGGAGCCGGAAGUAGCCGUCAUAACGGAUCAGCUGGAACCGCAGACGUAAAAUAAAUAGGGCUGUUGAUAUUUC